Molecule: messenger RNA, 2079 nt
Organism: Grammomys surdaster
Lineage: Eukaryota; Metazoa; Chordata; Mammalia; Rodentia; Muridae
Gene: Map2k6
Product: mitogen-activated protein kinase kinase 6
Exons: 12
Coding region: 309-1313 (334 amino acids)
Biological process (GO): MAPK cascade; protein phosphorylation
Molecular function (GO): MAP kinase kinase activity; ATP binding
Source: RefSeq, a predicted model, not a curated record
GUCUGCGCACUAAGAUACUCAGUUCCAAGUUUGGAGCUUUUAGCUGCCAGCCCUGGCCCAUCAUGUAGCUGCAGCACAGCCUUCCCUAACGUUGCAACUGGGGGAAAAAUCACUUUCCAGACUGUUUUGCAAGGUGUGCAAUUCCAUCUUGACUCCCUGAAAGUCCAUCUGCUGCAUCGGUCAAGAGAAACUCCACUUGCAUGAAGAUUGCACGCCUGCAGCUUGCAUCUUUGUUGCAAAACUAGCUACAGAAGAGAAGCAAGGCAAAGUCUUUUGUGCUCCCCUCCCCCAUCAAAGGAAAGGGGAAAAUGUCUCAGUCGAAAGGCAAGAAGCGAAACCCCGGCCUUAAGAUUCCAAAAGAAGCAUUCGAACAACCUCAGACCAGUUCCACGCCACCUCGGGAUUUAGACUCCAAGGCUUGUAUAUCUAUUGGAAACCAGAACUUUGAGGUGAAGGCAGAUGACCUGGAGCCUAUAGUGGAGCUGGGACGAGGUGCGUACGGUGUGGUGGAGAAGAUGCGUCACGUGCCCAGCGGGCAGAUCAUGGCGGUGAAGCGGAUACGGGCCACAGUUAAUAGCCAGGAGCAGAAACGGCUACUGAUGGAUCUGGAUGUUUCCAUGAGGACAGUGGACUGUCCAUUUACCGUGACCUUCUAUGGUGCACUCUUCCGGGAGGGCGAUGUGUGGAUCUGCAUGGAGCUCAUGGAUACAUCACUAGAUAAAUUCUACAAACAAGUUAUUGAUAAAGGCCAAACAAUUCCAGAGGAUAUCUUAGGAAAGAUAGCAGUUUCUAUUGUAAAAGCAUUAGAACAUUUACACAGUAAGCUCUCAGUUAUCCAUCGAGAUGUCAAGCCUUCUAACGUGCUCAUUAACACACUGGGCCAAGUAAAGAUGUGUGACUUUGGAAUCAGUGGCUACCUGGUCGACUCUGUUGCUAAAACGAUCGAUGCCGGUUGCAAACCAUACAUGGCUCCUGAACGAAUAAAUCCUGAGCUCAACCAGAAGGGGUACAGUGUGAAGUCUGACAUUUGGAGUCUGGGCAUCACCAUGAUUGAGCUGGCCAUCCUUCGGUUUCCCUAUGAUUCUUGGGGAACGCCCUUCCAGCAGCUAAAACAGGUGGUAGAAGAGCCCUCUCCACAGCUCCCAGCAGACAAGUUCUCCGCGGACUUUGUUGACUUUACCUCACAGUGCUUGAAGAAAAAUUCCAAAGAACGGCCCACAUAUCCAGAGCUUAUGCAACAUCCGUUUUUCACCGUACAUGAAUCCAAAGCAGCAGACGUGGCAUCUUUUGUAAAACUGAUACUUGGGGACUAGAAAGCCAUGGACAUGGCUGGUCGACCCUACUGUGGAUUGGUAUCUUUACAGGGUGAAGCGAGUUCACUACGGCGCCAACAGGAAGUCAUCUUGAGAUCACUGAACCCUGCCUUUCUGAGGGGUUUCCUCUCUCCAUUUUUCUUUUUCCUCUCCAAAGGGGGCCUUGGAAUCUCUAGCAUAGGCUGAACUCUCUAGAUGGAUGAAAUACGAUAAAAGCUUAGGACUCGAAAAGGUGAUUAUAAAUAUUUAAGGGUGAGGCAUCCGAGUCCUCAAGCUUCUCAGAGCUCUCGUGUUCUUUACAAAAUGAAUGCAUCGGCCCUGGUCACAAGGUGCUACAGUAGUGACGAGAUUGUAAAGUAGAUUUGUAGGUGUAUCCCACUUAUUAUUUUAAUAUUUAUGUUUCAGUGCUUGGUUGGAAAUAUUCCAUUUUAUGCAAGAAGGGAGAUACGGAGACAAGGCUGACUUGGCAGUAUUUAUAGGGCUUUUUAUUUUUUGAGUUCGAUCAUGUCUGUGGUCCAGAGGAAGUUAUUUAAUAUGCAUCUUUAAGAAUAUUAUAAAAAUCUCAAGCAAAGGGACUCUUCCUGUGCAGUGUGGCUUGCAGCUGUCAUGGCUGCUACUCCCACCCUUCAACUCAACUGUGGGUGAUCACCGCAUCUUUUGAAUGAAUUGUCAAAGUUAAUGUUCCCCGCCUCCCUCCCCCAACUUUGGAAAACACUUGUAUCAUGGCUCAAAGAGUAAAAAAAAAAAAAAAAUGAUUCUCUUCAAA